AUGACGGAGAAUUCGUUGGGGUGUCUGUGCCAUGGUGUAGAGGCACUCGAUGGGGUUUUCUUUGUGGUGAAGCUGCGACAGCAGAUGUCGCAAGGCCCCCAGAGAGAGGAGCCCCCUGUACUCCGAGGUGUACAGACACCUCAAGAGACCUGGAGAGAGGAGACAGUUGUCGUGGGGUGGCAGCAAAAGAUAUUUAGCCAGAUCAGGGAGCGUGGGGUGUACGUACAGCCGCUUGAAGCGCAAGACCAGCAGCUGUGCCCUCGGCUGGUUGCCUAUCAGCAGCAGCUGCUGCAGGAGGGCCUCAGUGGGGAGGUAGAGCAGCAGGAGUCUCUUCUAAAGACCCCCCCCACUAGUAUUUAUACUUAUACAGACGGAGACAUAAAGGAGACACUUCCUUUCCUUCUCCUGAAGGCGCAGCAAAAGGGCCUCAAACACCCUGCCUUCCCAGAGUGUCUCCAGCAGGCGCUCGUCGCUGCUUUAUUUCCUCUCGAGCCCCUCGCAGACAGUCGUCAGAAAAUUGUUUUCUUUAUUAUGGCGCAGUUGGGCGAAGGGGGGUGA
Messenger RNA from Eimeria acervulina, 558 nucleotides. RefSeq lists its product as hypothetical. The record is from RefSeq and is a predicted model, not a curated record. The coding region runs from base 1 to 558 and encodes 185 amino acids. The transcript has 3 exons. NCBI's taxonomy places the organism in Eukaryota, Apicomplexa, Conoidasida, Eucoccidiorida, Eimeriidae.